Aspergillus steynii IBT 23096 is the source of this 2682-nucleotide messenger RNA. RefSeq names its product putative LPXTG-motif cell wall anchor domain protein. Bases 1 to 2682 code for a protein of 893 amino acids. The record is from RefSeq and is a predicted model, not a curated record. Lineage: Eukaryota; Fungi; Ascomycota; Eurotiomycetes; Eurotiales; Aspergillaceae. The transcript is spliced from 2 exons.
AUGUUUGGUGCCGAUCCCCGUGACACGACGCUAACAACUUCGGCCGCCGCCUCGUUUCCCUCCUCGCCCUCUGCCUCGUCCUCGCAAGUGUCGCCGCGCGUGCCCCAGACUCGCUUCAACUUCGAAUACCAGUAUCCGCUGCGCAAGAGGGCCUUGACUUCCCACUCCGCUCUCGCCGCCGUCGACGCUUCCCCGCCGUCGCUCCCCGAGCCCGACCCCGUUGCGGCGUCUGCUGCUGCGUCCCCCAUCACCACCCCAACCCCCCAGCGCACGCCGCUGUACGACCGCCACCGCCGCUCGGUCCCCAGCUUCAACUUCUCCCAGCCUCACCGUCGCCCGGCGGCCGUCUCCUCGCAACCUCCGUCGCCCCGGUUGGCCCGCGAGGAGGAUAGCGACUCCGCGAUCCCCCUGGAUGCGACCGGCUCGACCGUCCGCGUGCUGAGUCCCAAUGCGACGAAGCGUCGGAAACAGUCGUUCAACGCCCAUCAAACGCCCCCGAAUGUAAAGAGGAGAAUGCCCUCAUCCACCGUGUCUUACCUUCAGGGGAGAGCGCCCACCGAAGAGCGCGCCCAUCGCGCCGUCAAUGGAAACGGAAAUGGAAAUGGCCUCGACAAGUAUGGCUCGGAGGACGGGGCCAGAACCCCCAUCGCGGACGACUCCCGGCUGAAAAACGAGGAUAUUUUCCUGAAUAUUGCGAGGUCGGACUCGACUCGUCGCGAAUCGUUCGGCCGCUCAGACCUCAGACGGUCGCGAUUUAGGAUGUCGGGGAAUGGUCUUCGUACCCCAGCCUCGCAUGCUAACGAGCCAACCCCGUCCCCCGAUCAAUUAUUACGAUCGAGCACCUACGCCGGCCCCUUGCAUUCCAACAAUGGGUCCCCUUCUGGCCCAUCCGGCCCUCGAGCGUACUCCUAUUCGGUCUCCGAGCACCCGCUCGAGGACCAUUCCAGGUCCCAUCAUUCGGGCUACGUUGCCAGCUCGAGGACCGCCAUCGGCCUGCCGCGCAGCCGACUCAGCAACGUUGGUAUCGACAGCUCGCCUCAGUAUCCCGAGUCGAACGGCGAGAGGCGAGCGUCGUUCCAGGAUUCUCGGGCGUUUCGCAAUUCGACGCUGUCGACCAUCCGUAGCAGUAGGCAGACCUCCACCUCGGAAGCGACCGAGCGAGCGCGAAUCGAGUCCGAUCGAACGCGACAGGACGGCACGGAGUCGACGCUGUCGACAACGGCCCCGUCCACCGUGUGGGACGAAUUGGAAGACCUCAAAUCGCGGAUCCGCAAGCUGGAAUUGACCGGCAAGCUGCCGCCGUCGUCACAAGAGGCAAUUUCCUCGGCCUCCGCAGACCGACCACGAACCGCAACCACCACCGUGACCACAGUCUCGUCUUCCCCAAAUCAUGGCCGUCAGACGAGUAACCCGUCGGCCGAAUCCGACACCAUCACAGUCCCCAACCCAGUCCACCCGCUUCUACAAUCGGCAAUGGCGAAGGCGAAGACUGUCCUGAGCAAGGACGUGUAUACGACUCUCGAUGUCACCGUGACCGAUGCACUCGCCCUAUCGAACAUUCUUCAUUCCAACAAGGCGCCAUCGAGCGGCGCGUCCGGUGUCAAUGGCUAUGGCUCGUCUGAUAGACAGUCCCGGCGUAAGGCUGACAGCGUCUGCCGAAGCCUGACGGAGCUCUGUCUGGCCCUGUCGGACGAGCAGCUUCGCCGACAGCAAGCCGCAGACCACGCGAAAGGAGCCCAACCGAAUGGCACGGCCGAAGAAAGCGCGCCUACACCCAUGCCGUCGCAGCAACCGAGUACCACCACUCAUGAGCCAGAAGGACUGGCCCGACGACAGAGCACUCGUCUCACAAGCCGCCUGGAAGCCCGCCGCGCCAGUCUGGCGAACCCCAACGCCAGUCCCUCCGGCGAGAACAGCAGCUCCGUGAACCGCACCAGCGACUCCACGCUCGAUGCCAAACAGGCCCAAUCCCCCGGUUCCUCCGCCCCCCUGGGCCGACUCAAUCGACUCUCGACCUCGCUGCGCAUGCGCCGGGUGCAAACCGAAGACGAAAACGCUCCUGCAUCCGCCAACACCAACUCCCCCGUCGUUGGCCGGUCAAUAUCCCGAAGCAUGACCGAGAUCGCCAACCCAGCAGCCGCCACCCAUCGAUCCCCUCGCCAGCGCAUCUCCUACGGCUACACAUCAUCCCAGGCUCCUCCCGAUCCCACGCCAGAUCGCUUCUCAUCCCAAUCUCAAUCUCAAUCCCAAUCGCAACUGCCUCAACCUCGCACCCCCACCGUCUCCCAGUCCGGCAUCCCCCUCCGCCGCAGCCUCAUGACCCCAACCAACUACCCCCCGGCCACGCCGCGCUCCAACAUCCAAGCCGGAUCGCGCCGCUACGGCCUCUCCUCCGCCGCCACCUCCUUCGACAGCACGCCCGACGACGCGUCCGCCGCGCCCGAAUCCUCUUCUUUCCCCGCCGCCUCAUCCUCCUCUACCAACCACACCCCCCUCCCCAACAGCCACAAUACCCGCAUCGUCGCCCCCUCCAGCAAACUCGCCGGCAGUUACACGCCCAUCGCGCAGAACCGCCUCCGAACAAAUAGCCUGGGGACGCGACGGUUCGGCCUGCGUCCGCCGCGCGCAAUGGCCGCCGCCGCUGCCGACGGCGCUGUAAAUCUAGAUGAUAGCAUUGAUUGA